CCAGAAGUCAAAAAAAAAGAAAGGCGAAAACAUGGGGAUGGAAAUUUUCGUUUCCUCGUAUAGCUAGCUAGGUAACGCUUUUUAUCCUCACCGUCCAGUAUCUAGUAAUCCCCUCGAUAAGUACGUACACGGAGAAUUCUGAUACCUUCAUGCGUCCUGCUGGAACCGAGACUCCGACCACGCGUACGGUGACCGCCCCCCCUUUUUCCAGCGUCAGGUGUAUGCAUGUCUAAUAUGCCAACGUUGAUCAUCAUAUCCGAUCGCGAGCCGGUCGUCCAUAGUCCGCACACAAUACCCACCGCCUCCUCCGCGUCCUUCUCGCCGCACCAAGCCAAGAUUUUAAGCCUCUUGGAGGCCCGUGGAGUGCCGAUCCGUCUCACCUCGCGGCCUCGUGUCAGCCCAGUUUUUACGAAUGGAUUGCCAACGGUCAAUCCUGCAAAGCGAUUGGUUCUACCACAAAACGCCCUACGGCGAGCACGAGCGGGUUCAAGAGGGCUGGCAAGCUAUCUCCGAGUUAGCUUUUUUUUUCUCUACGAAUGUGCCACUGGCUGCGGGGAAUGCGAUGGAUGCUUUUUCCGGAUCGUCCACCGUAAUUGUCGACUCGCAUCGUUGCCGCAACGUCCGGGCUCGCAUGAGAAACGCCGAUACGUUCGGGUGUCAAAUCGUCUGGCGUGUCCCAUUUAGGAUGCCCGGUGUACGACAUGGAAUCCGGGGAUCAACUGUACAGAGUAGAAUUGGGGGUCGAGGAGAGGAGAAAAAAAAGGAGGCUGAAGGCUGGAGGAGGUGAAAGUUAUUCUCCCCCGCUUUUUUUCGCUCUGCGAUUCCUCCACAUUUGCCAGGAUUGAUCAUUCGGACUAUCGCCUCACCGUUUGCGAUCGGCCCUGCUCCAACCUGCUCUGCCCUGCAAUUCCCUAUCUCUCGCCCUCGGGAAUAUCCAUCCGCCCAUCAUGAGUUUCCCGCCCCGCUUGCUUUGCCCCGAUGAAGACCUUGCCCAUUGGACUUGGGCGCAAGGGAUGCGCCCGCGUGUCAUUUCCAUAUUCCCCGGCCACGCCUUGGGUCUGCCGAUACGGUUGGGGGCAUUGGAGUUGGAUGUUCCGCGUGGAAUUUUCGAAUAUUCCAUACUGAGUCGGGCGCCGACGGGCGCGUGCAUAGAUAACGUACUCCGUAGUACCUAGAUCCUAGCCACGGUGCAGGUACGGGGGGAUUGUUCUCCAGGCGCUUGCAGCAGUUCAGAUGGUAAUGGGGAGGACCAGAUCUUUGGCGUGACACAGAAAUGGCGAUCGGGCCGGUCGCAUCCUCCAUAUCUCCAUCUUGUCAGACCCUGGACUUUUACCAGGGGGGAAGAAACCGGAGCUAGGUAGCCGCAUGGUUAUCGGUACCCCUACCGUGGCCGUAGCUGAUGUCAUGGACGUGCCCCCGUUUCUAUUGGCUCAGGGUGAUCGGCAGGGAGUCGCUUCGCAUCGGACAGGGUCGCGAAGGGAAGCCUUCCCUUCUCAGCGGCGACGGCCCCCCAAAAGCAGUUACGGCCGACUCGGAUGCGGGAACCAUCUGGCGGCAGUUGACGAUGCUGGCCCCGGCGACGCAUUGCUUCUUUCUGAGUGGUGAUUAUGGUCCCACUGGUGAGCGCAUCCUCCAGUGAGGCCAGCAUUGGACUGGGGUGUCGCUUCGGCCCCGUGUUAUGACGCCGUGUCAUGACGCCUCCAACAACGAUCACCGUUGGUGGGUUUGACGGUAGGGCAAACGGGGCUGGCGUGUUCCCUGAGUAGCACCUUCACCUUCAUCCGAGGGUUUUUUUUCUGAAUUAGCGAAUGAUUGCGCUGUCUAUGGGUCCCAGCUCAUAUGACAGCUUGCGCCUCUGCCGGACGCCCGCAAUUUCGAGAGAAUUGGUUCCAUGGAGAAUAAUGAGGUCGAGCAUGUGAACCUUCCCCUGCUUUGUGGAGGAGAGAUCGCGCGGCUGUUCGGGUCGCUUGCUUUUUGGUGGCUCAGAUCAGUGCAGUAGCUCCAUCAGAGUCCGUCCCUGUACGAACCACUCUGGCACGGUCAUACGUGCCCCUGGAUCACUGACCCCUCUGAAGCGCUCUCGGAGCAAGCACCCCGAUGAAAGUCGUUGCGCCGUAGUCCAUCAGCGGCCUCUUCGGACCGGUACCCAGAGAGAGGUGAAUUCUGUCCCUCCCUGGAAUAUCUCCCCGAAGCUGACCAGCUCAGCAUGCACGCUCACGAACUGGAUGCGCGUGGUAUUGCGUUUUCUCCCAAAUUCAAUGAAAUUGCAAAUCCAUGAUCGGAUCUAUAGACGGAUGUGGAAGGUGACGGACUGGUGAUAUGUUGUCUAGGAAGAAAGACGCAAGGGAAAAAAAUGGAGAAAGCCAUCACGUUCCACAGUUGUUGGCUCGAUGCCUCGUGUAUGGUUUGGGCGACGAUCUGACGGCUCUGUCAUCGGGUAGACAGAGUAACAGAGAGAGGCGCAGCGGCCGGAGAGUGCGUUGGUCCAGUCAAGAUCCCAGGGCGUUACAAAGGCGUAGCAGGGUUGAACGUGUGUUUCGGGGCUCCCUUUCGUUGCGCGCCUGAUUUUUGUCUCCGGCAAAUGAUGUAUGCCCGUGGAUACCAUGACUCCAUCGUCAUUGGUUUUGAGGGGGAUUCUUCUGCUUGGCCGUGUGCACCUCGACUCCAUAGAUCCCAUUACGAGAACAGUAAUGCUCCUGCAUCCUCCGUUUGGUUGAUCACUGUCGUACACAACCCCGGGUAUUGCUAAUUACUCGUAACAUAAUUAGCGUCGCUGCCUUUUCUGGGUGGUAUGCAAUUUCAACUUGCCCGGACUCGGUGCUCUUUCUUGCUCCACCCUUCUUUCUGCUUGUCCGGUAUAAUACAAGCAACAAACCCCAUAGUUCUUUCCCUCCAUUAUUCUUCAUGCUCUCCGUUUCAUCCUUUGACCAUUACUGGAUUUCCUGAUUAUUCUUUUUUCCCUCCAUCGGCCCGACACAAAGAAUAAACUCCUUUUAGUCCCAUCUCUCCUUUCUUCCGAAGACCUCACACUGUUUCGUACUUCUCCGCGGUCAUCCUCAUUCCCCACCUUUCUGAUCCCCCCUCCCUCAAUCGUUAUACUUUGUCUCCGUUGUACCGUUGCACCGUUGCACCGUUUGCAAUUUUUUACUGGCUCCAUACAUCACAACCUCCUCCUUCUCUUGAACCCCUCAACCCUUCAACCCUGGAACCCUACCACCCUCUCGUUUUGGGAUUGUGCAGUACUUGGGCUUGGGACCUAGCUCCCUGGCCUUGAGUCUCGUGUACUAUAAAGCCCCCCUUCGCUGUCUGUCUGAUUACCUCCGGUCUUCCUCUUCUUUGCUCUCUUCUUUUCCUCCUCUAGGGUCUCUUCCCUUCCCGACCUUCCCUUCCGGUCGGGUCUUGUUAUACACUUCUAACACCAUGUCCCAACCAUGGCAUCCUGGACUUCUCCCAGAGAUGAGCCCCUCGUAUUAUUUCACGGCCCUGCCUGAGCAAGCGGAAGAUCACACCUUCCAGUUUAUGUGGUCUGCCCCUGGUGCUACCUCUCAUCCCACUAUGACGCAACGGCAUCACCCUAACAGCCUGCCUCCUGGUACAGUCAGUGGCCAACACACUCCUCCAUAUUCCUCUCAAGCCUCGGAGAUCUGGAGUGAUCCUGCCCCACCGGGCUUUACAGAGCGGACAUCCGUGUCCGGUUCAUCCAGUGAAGGCAUACCUGAUACUGUAUCUAAUGCACAGCAUCAGCCCUUCAACCACGUGGAGCAAGUGGCAGGCGACCUGCAUUCCCAAUUCGACCCGUUGCAGGGUAUUGGUCCGAUGUAUCCCACUCAAGAGAUCCCUCAGCAUCUGCUGUACCUGCCUGAGAAUCUCAAGGAUCUUCAUGAUGGGAACGCCGAGCAUGUCGUUGCUGCAACUGCAAAUCAGGUUCCACCGAGACACGCCUCACAGAGGAUGUCCACACGACCUGGCAUGGGCGUUCCGGGUCAGGGAGUUGACGACACCGAGGACCUUUCCUCUAUCAUAGAUACCGUCAGGCGGGUAAUUGCCCGAAACCCGAACCCUCAAAGCUCGUCUCCGAGCGUGCUGGGUCUGGGCAGCAUCCGUGGCGAGAUUACAAAGUACCUCGAUUCCGUCUGGCGCAGGCAAAUGCCGCCCCCAGACAGCAAAAAGAAGCAAUAUUAUCGCUGUCAAGCUGAUAAUUGCGGCUUCGAAGGCAGCAACAAAGCCACCUUCAAAAGACACGUUGAAGUGCAGCAUUACCCGCGCUGGGAGUUUUACUGCCAUCACGACAACAACUGCUGUACCAGUCUUGCAACCCGCCCCCGUCGGAAGGAUAAGAUCCGGGAACAUUAUAAAAAUCACCACAAGGAGUUUCCCUCAGAUGAUAUCAUCAAAGACCGCAAAGUGUUACUUCCCUGUGAGACCGUUUGCAUCUGUUCGCGAACCGUUUAUGAUUGGGAUGAUUUCUAUCAGUGUUUUAUGGAACACUGCAAGUGCGAGCCACCGUCGGUUGACGAUGACUCACAAGAUAGUCAUGGUCGUCCUACUAAGCGUCGCCGAGAUGACUCCAACGGUGGCUCCUUCGACCGUGGCACGGGCAACGGCGGUUCUGCUUCAUACAAGCAAGGAUACGGCCGUUCUGGAAAUGCCGAUGGAGGAGGCCAGCACCAUUCUUUCUCUGGUGUAAGCGGCAACCAGCUAAGCAAUGGCGACUCCAGGCCAAUUCUUCGGGCACGCUCGGUGUCCGACAGUUAUGACGGAAGACCAAAGGGCUCACAGUCUUAUCAGGCAACAGAGGAAUCCCCUCCCAUGUCCGAAUCGCGGCCCUCUGGCUCUGGUAGCAACCAAAGGGGCCGAUCCAAGAAAAAGAGCACUCGACCUCCACUUGACCUGCGUGGCCUGCAAGGCCAAGCGAGCUCUCACUCAUCGGUCAACAACUGCAAGACGUGCGGGCACGUCUUCAAUUCCUGCUCUACAUGCUGUGACAGCCCACCGUCAGCAGAUCGGUGUCAUAUAUGCCCCCCUAUGGAGCGCACUCAAGCAGUGCACGUCAACAGCCCUCAUGAAGAUCUAGCUUUGAGUCAAUCUCUUCGCAUGGACCGGGAUAUGAGAUUUGCGGAUCCCCUUCAUUUCAACCCACAGGCAGGGCCUGACAUCCUAACGACGGUCAACCCCCAACUCUACAUCGCGACGGAGCAAUAUGAUUGGCAGAUCAAUCAAGCCCGACAAGAGCACGCUCCAGCUCAGGGCAUGAUCCCACGUACGAACAGACAACAAAGCUUCUUUCAAGGAAACCAGUCCUAUAUGGCCGGCGCAGUGCAUGAAGUUCAAGUGCGCGGCAUGUCUGAGCUUGAGAUGGAGAUCUCUAUCAUGGACUCUAAGAGCAAAGGGGACUCUAACAAGUCCCAAGGCUCGAGUACAUGGUCUGUCAGCCUGCCUUUCCGAAGUUCGCCGGAGCCUCUCCGAGGUUCGAAAUCCUUUCUCUCAGGUCCGCCACUGCCUCUCCGCAAGCCGCUCACUGGCACGAGCUCGAUUUCUGCCGGUGGGAUGGAGAUCACCACUCGGGAAGUCAUCGGCCCCCUUUCCUUGGACAAUCCUUCGUCUGGGUGCCGAUGCCCCUGCCGUACCAGGCCUCAAGCUAUGUACUUUGCUCGUGGCCGGCUCGAUAUCGCGCCCGGUAGAAUGAUCGAAGUGGACUUUCAGAUGUUGCCAGAAGCCCGUGGCAUGAAGCCUCGAGGUGGCAUCGGCCAUCCCUUGCGCACUCGCAUCCACGUCGUCGUGAAAAUGUUCAGGCUCAGAACCGCUGCCAGAUCUACGAGCGAUAAGCACAAGAAGGAGGCUUGUGCUGCCUUCAAAGAAGCCCUCGAGGCUACUGUAUAUGGCCCUGACGCCGAAACCACCAUUGAGCAGGAAGACGCCAAGCUUGUCGCUCUAGACAACUCAGGCUCCGACUGGGAGGCGGAAUCUGUCGCCGAAUCUAUCAGCACGGAGUAUACGCAGGCUUCAACUGGCACCGACAUCACCGUGCCUUGUGCAUCAAAUCUCCCACGUCCGCCUUCCUUGAUAUUCUCGAGAACCUCCUCCUGCACUGAUCUCACAUUGCCCUCUCGGCCUUCUAGCCCGGCAAUUUCCGGGUUCCGCCCGAAGUCACCGUAUACAGACCUGAAGCUGCAUACUAGGGCACGAUCUCGCUCACCCCUGCGUUGGAGCUUGGACGACGACACCCUCAGCAAUGAGGAGCUACCUAUUCAAGACGUGGGGCUCUAUGAGAAAGAAGAGGAGCUUGCGCUUGACUCGGAUUUGAGGUCUUCACUCGACAGGCUCUCUCGUUGGACAGGGGGAGUGCCGGCCGAUGAACUUCGCUCAGGCGUGUCUGCCUGGAACCCUGAGCGAGUCUGCCAAUACCUCUUGGGACAUUCGCUGUCUGUCAUCUUCUCGCAAGCCUCGCGAGACAACGGUCUUAAUCCCUCCUGGGAUAAGAAGCCCUCUUUCUGAUUUUGAUACGAUUACCUCUGCAGGCUAUUAUUACGAUGAUACCCCGCAACUCCCUGUUGAUUUUUAUGGAGUUCAAAAACUGUUCAAAGACUACUCAAAAGACUAUUCCAAAAAUUGGUUGAGAUCUUUUUCUCCGAAACGUCUUCUCUUCUUUUCCAUGUUCCCCUUGUGUUCCUAUUACUUCUUUGAUCUUUCUUUUGAUUUUUCUCUUUUUCCACUCCCACCAUCUACCAUGCGAUUUCAUUUCAGAUUUUCUGCUUUGAAGCAUUGUUGAGUGUCAUGGGCAGCCUUGUGACUGACUUCGAUUUCUGUAUUCUUGCACAUCGUUCAUCCUAAUUCCGCUGCAAAGAUUUUGAGCCCAAAAAAUCCUCUUCUCCAUGCGGCUCACCGGUGAUGUUCCUGGCCCAGUCUUUGGAUGGGCAUUUGAGAUUGGCCAUCCUACCUCCUCACCUCCACGGGACCCUUGCUACCUCGGAGGAAUUUGUACUGUACAUGCAUGUACCUGUAUGUAUAUCACCAAGACUAGACCUGGUGGGCUUUGCACCUUUUCUUGUCCUGUCUUUUUUAUCCCAUUCUUUUGCCCAUUUCCCCUUUUUAUGUCGGUACUCAUCACAGGGAGAUUGCACUGUUUAUGACGUUAUGUUUUUAGUCGUUACACGCUAUGCUGCUACGGCUUCAUGAUCACGAUCGCAUCGGAGCACGAGGCCAGAUAGACAGCAUUCACAAAUUACACCUGUUCAGCUA
This is a messenger RNA of Penicillium brasilianum, 7239 nucleotides long. The record is from the annotation of a GenBank genome assembly. NCBI's taxonomy places the organism in Eukaryota, Fungi, Ascomycota, Eurotiomycetes, Eurotiales, Aspergillaceae.